This is a messenger RNA of Rhizoctonia solani, 2619 nucleotides long. RefSeq names its product TCP-1/cpn60 chaperonin family (T-complex protein 1). The record is from RefSeq and is a predicted model, not a curated record. Bases 1 to 2619 code for a protein of 872 amino acids. Gene Ontology annotation, cellular component: chaperonin-containing T-complex. Gene Ontology annotation, molecular function: ATP-dependent protein folding chaperone; ATP hydrolysis activity; ATP binding. Gene Ontology annotation, biological process: protein folding. NCBI's taxonomy places the organism in Eukaryota, Fungi, Basidiomycota, Agaricomycetes, Cantharellales, Ceratobasidiaceae. The transcript is spliced from 10 exons.
AUGUCUCUCAAAGUACCAAAAGCAAACAAUAUCCAGCUAUUCAAAGAUGGAUAUAAGCAUCUUCAAGGAAUCGAAGAGGCGGUCAUGAGGAAUAUUCAAGCAGUGGGCGAACUCUCAGAUUUGGUUCGUACGAGCUUUGGGCCAAAUGCUAGUUUUAGGAAGGAACAAACUUAUCAUAAUCACCUUGGGCGGAUGUUUGUUACAUCUGACGCGGCCACCAUUAUUCGGGAGAUCGAGGUUGUCCACCCGGCAGCAAAGCUACUCGUAAUGGCUUCUCAGGCCCAAGAGUCAGAGGUAAGAUACGAUUAUGGGCGACGCGACAAAUACUGUACUUGUUUUGCUGGAGAGCUGCUCAAAAAAUCCGAGCACUUGUUAAUAAUGGGUCUUCACCCUAGCGAAAUUAUUAUCGGUUAUGAAUUGGCAUGCGAAAAGGCCUUGGCGGAGCUUGAAGGUCUCUCGAAUUACAAUCUUGCGAAACCACUGACCAAGGAAUCUCUGGCUCUGGUCCUCAAGUCUUCGAUCGCGUCUAAGCAAUACGGAUCAGAGGACACACUUGCUUCACUUGUCGCUGAAGCCGCAUUGGCUGUAAUGCCCUCCCGGCCCGAGCAUUUUAAUGUGGAUAACGUACGGGUGGUGAAGAUCAUGGGUGGUUCAUUAAACUCUAGCACGGUCGUUCGUGGUAUGGUCUUCAACCGGGAACCUCAAGGUGUGAUCAAGAAGGCAUCGAAGGCAAAAGUCGCGGUUUAUACUUGCGCGCUAGAUAUUGCUCAGACCGAAACCAAGGGCACGGUGCUAUUGCGGAAUGCCGAGGAAAUGCUAAACUUUACUCGCGGUGAGGAACAACAAUUGGAAAAGUAUUUCAAGGAGAUCGCAGACUCCGGCGUCCAAGUCAUUGUAGCCGGUGCCGCUGUUGGGGAACUCGCGAUGCACUACCUUGAUCGAUUUUCUAUUCUCGUCAUCAAGGUGCUUUCCAAGUUUGAUCUCCGACGACUAUGCCGUGUCGUCGGAGCUACGCCUCUGGCUAGGCUUGGCGCACCUACCGCCGAAGAAGCGGGUAGCGUGGACAUAGUCGAAACUGUUGAGAUCGGUGGUGAUAGGGUCACGGUAUUCAGGCAAGAUCCACCGGCAGGAAGUGCUGCGGAGAAGAGCAAAACGGCCACAAUUGUGCUCCGGGGUGCCACAGCGAACACCCUGGAUGACAUGGAGCGCGCGAUCGACGACGGCGUGAAUGUGAUUAAGGCGCUCGUGAAGGAUGAUCGUCUUGUCCCUGGAGCCGGCGCAACCGAAAUCGAGCUGGCGAAGCGGGUUGAAAGUUACGGUGCCGGCCUGAAAGGGUUGUCCCAACACGCGGUCCGGCGAUAUGCGUCUGCAUUGGAGAUCUUACCGAGCACGUUGGCCGAGAAUGCCGGUCUUGAUAUGACAGAGGUUGUCAGCAAGCUUUAUGAGAAGCACGCACAGGCAGGUGGGGCUACCUGGGGCGUUGAUAUCGAGGAGGAGCAAAUUUAUGACUCUUUGUCGGCAAAAUCAUGGGCGAUCAAGCUAGCCACCGAGGCGGCCGUCUCCGUUCUGCGGGUGGAUAGCAUUAUCAUGUCCAAACCUGCUGAUACUAUUGGGCCACACUGGCAUUACUCCAUCUCCUCGGGUGGACUAUACCCAUUCCUGGUUGCCAGCGGCCGCGACCCACAUGAUCUGAUUGCUCAUGUGUCCUUUGCCCCUCAGCGUCUUGCGAGUGGAGGUGCAUUCUAUGAUUUUACAGCUAGAUAUGGAGCUGUGCGCGAGGAAGACCGAAUGACGCUACGCGAAUCUCUCGGUACAGUGGACGAAUCCUUGGCCGAAACGCUAGACUUGAAGCGACUACUAGAUUUACCACUCGUUGCAUUGAGCAAUGGACAGACACGUCGCGCGCGAAUCUUGCAAGCCCUGAUGCGCAAUCCUGCCCCAGAAGUUCUUGUUUUGACGGAACCUCUCACUGGACUUGAUGUAGAACAUCGACCCAGACUUUUGAAGCUGCUUCAUGACUUGCAUAUUAAGCGUGCACCUCGAGUUAUCAUGACACUUCGCGGACAAGACCCCGUCCCUGACUGGGCCACCCAUAUAAUUCGAGCCGAGAAUGGAAAAAUUAUUGUCGGAGAGCGGUCUCAAAUGGUUUCCAAGCAUUCAAAACGCGACCACAAGCCGAAUGAUGGUUACAAAGGUGACCCCCAUAAAAUUGGUAAACCCAUUGUUGAGAUUGUUGGGCUAAACAUCGCGUACCACGAGCGAAAAAUCCUGACAAAUGUUAACUGGACCAUUCGUGAAGGAGAGAGGUGGCAUCUUAAAGGACCAAAUGGCUCGGGGAAAACUACGCUACUGGCGAUGAUCACCGGUGAUCAUCCGCAAUCAUACUCUCAGCCAGCUAGUUCCUUGCGUCUGUUUUCCAAACCGCGUCGGUCAAUUCCAACCACAACACUUCAGAGAAGGAUAGGACUCAUAUCUCCCGAACAAUACAAUGCCUUUCCUCGUCGAUACCUGGCCUUAGUGUACGGGAUGCUAUUAGUACGGGAUUUGAUUCGACCUAUGCAUUCCGAACGCGUACGACGGAGAAGAAGCUCGGAUAGACGAGCUUAUUCGCGCGUUUAA